Molecule: messenger RNA, 1102 nt
Organism: Saprolegnia parasitica CBS 223.65
Lineage: Eukaryota; Oomycota; Saprolegniomycetes; Saprolegniales; Saprolegniaceae
Exons: 2
Coding region: 61-990 (309 amino acids)
Cellular component (GO): cytosol
Molecular function (GO): protein-folding chaperone binding
Source: RefSeq, a predicted model, not a curated record
GCCACAAUAGACGGCGAAACCCCUCGUCAGACGCAAGCGCGCCGAGUGCCAGCAGCAACGAUGGACUACUAUGAGAUCUUGGGCGUUGUUCGCGGUGCGUCGGACCAAGACAUCAAGAAAGCGUACCGCAAGCUCGCCAUGAAGUGGCACCCGGACAAGAACAAGGCCAACCGCGACGAAGCUCAAAACAAAUUCCAUGAAAUCUCCGAGGCCUAUGACGUCUUGAGCGAUCCCGAGAAGCGCGCGGUCUUUGACCAGCACGGCUACGACGGUCUACGCAACGGCGUGCCCAACGCGGACGGCGACGCGCGCGACGGCUACAGCUUUAACGACCGGCAGGCGGAGGACAUUUUCGCAAAGUUUUUUGGCUCGAACAACCCGUUCAGCGACUUUGGUUUUGGCGACACGCUGCCCUUCUCGAGCGCGCUCAAGAAGAAGGGUCCGGAGAAGUGCCCGUCGAUUGCCCGCGACGUCGAGUGCACGUUGGACGAGCUCUUCCACGGCGGCGCGACCAAGAAGGUGUCGGUCUCGCGCGUCCGGUUUCACGGCCCACACCUCAAGGAAGAAAUCAAGGUCUUCUUCAUCAAGGUGCAGCCAGGGUGGGCAGCCGGUACCAAGGUGACGUUCGAAGGCGAAGGCACCGAAACGAAGGAGCUCAGCGCCGGUGACGUCGUCUUCUCCAUCAUCGAAGCACCCCAUCCGACGUUUCGCCGCGCCAAGCACGAUCUCCUCUAUGUCGCCAAGAUCAAGUUGGCGGAUGCGCUCGCUGACUGCUGCGUCCAAGUGCCCACGCUGGACGGGCGCCAGCUCCCCAUUAGCUGCAACGAGGUGAUUGCGCCCAAGUCGGAAAAGCGCAUCAAGGGCGAAGGCAUGCCGAUUCCCGACACGGAGAAUGGUCGCGGCGACCUCGUCCUUCAAUUCGAGAUUCUCUUCCCCAAGUACCUCACGACGCUUCAAAAGACAGCGCUCAUCAAGAUUCUCGGGCAAUAGUUCAAACGGCCGCAAACGAUUGGUCUUUGCUAUGUGCGCGGUACGAAUACGUACAAUAAUGUGCGUGUCUAUAUAAUAACACUGAAAACACCCUACGUUUUCCAGGCGACAG